CUCGGUGUAUAAAUACCCUGUGAGCAGCCCCUAGCAGUCACAGUUCGAUCAAAGCAACCCAUCAUGAGCUACAAGCUUGCAGGUCUCUUGUUCUUGGUAGUAGCGGCUUACGCCGGAGAAGCCACCAAGAAAGCUACUGAAGAGAAGAAGCAAGACAAGAGAGGACUUUUCGGCCUCGGCUACGGCUACGGCGGCGGUUACGGAGGUUACGCCCUCGACUCCCACGGAGGAUAUGGCCUAGGAGGAUUCAGCGACUACAGCCUGGGUCACUCUUUCGGAGGAUUCAGCGGCCUCGGCCUCGGCCACGGACACGUCAAGUCCGUCACCGUCCACAAGGAAGUCGCCGUCCCAGUCCCGGCUCCAUACCCAGUCACCGUCGAAAAGCACGUCGCCGUCCCUGUCAAAGUCCCAGUCGCCGUCCCCGUCGAUAGGCCCUACCCGGUCCACGUACCCAAGCCUUACCCCGUCGCAGUCGAGAAGCCCGUCCCUUACCCGGUCGAGAAGCCAGUCCCAUACCCAGUCAAAGUUCCCGUCAAGGUACCCGUCGCUCACCCCGUCCCCUACCCAGUACCCAAACCUUACCCCGUUGCUGUUGAAAAGCACGUCCCAGUCGCUGUCCCCCACCCCGUGUACGUCCACAAACACGUCCCAGUCUUCGUCAAGGACCACCACUACGGAUUCGGCGGACACUUUGGAGGAUUUGAAUCUUUCGGAGGACAUGGACUCUACGACCACUACCACCAUUAAUCAAAACAGCAUUUUUUUAUACAAAACAAAAUUAAGAACUAGCUUUUAUACUAAGAAUUGAAUCAAAGCCAUUCUUUCUUUCUUAUUUAUGUUUUCAACGUGUUGCCUAAGUUACCAUACUGUGCCUCAAAUGACUGGCAAAUAUCGAGAAAACGAGUACUUGAGUCACGUUUAUUUGCCAAACAUUUAGUUUAAUCUUUGUACCAAUAAAAUCAAAUUUUUAUAAUA
This is a messenger RNA of Cimex lectularius (bed bug), 975 nucleotides long. RefSeq lists its product as uncharacterized. The record is from RefSeq and is a predicted model, not a curated record. NCBI's taxonomy places the organism in Eukaryota, Metazoa, Arthropoda, Insecta, Hemiptera, Cimicidae. The transcript is spliced from 2 exons. Bases 64 to 747 code for a protein of 227 amino acids.